AUGAACUGUCCAGCCCCUGUGGAAAUCUCUUAUGAGAACAUGCAUUUUCUGAUAACUCACAACCCUACCAAUGCUACUCUCAACAAGUUAAAAGAAGGAAUCCACGUUCUAGAUUGGCCAUUUGAUGAUGGAGCUCCACCCCCUAAUCAGAUUGUAGAUGAUUGGCUGAACCUGUUAAAAUCCAAAUUUCGUGAAGAGCCAGGUUGCUGUGUUGCAGUGCAUUGUGUUGCUGGCUUGAGAAGGGCUCCUGUGCUGGUUGCGCUUGCUUUGAUUGAAUGUGGAAUGAAGUAUGAAAAUGCAGUUCAGUUUAUAAGACAAAUAAGAAGGGGAGCAUUCAAUUCCAAACAGCCGCUUUUCUUGGAGAAAUACCGACCUAAGAUGCGAUUAUGCUUCAGAGAUACCAAUGGGCUUUGCUGUGUUCAGUAG
This is a messenger RNA of Jaculus jaculus (lesser Egyptian jerboa), 426 nucleotides long. Its product is annotated as protein tyrosine phosphatase type IVA 2-like. Gene Ontology annotation, molecular function: protein tyrosine phosphatase activity. Bases 1 to 426 code for a protein of 141 amino acids. The record is from RefSeq and is a predicted model, not a curated record. The transcript is spliced from 2 exons. Lineage: Eukaryota; Metazoa; Chordata; Mammalia; Rodentia; Dipodidae. Gene Ontology annotation, biological process: protein dephosphorylation; positive regulation of cell migration. Gene Ontology annotation, cellular component: nucleus.